Messenger RNA from Camellia sinensis, 2250 nucleotides. RefSeq lists its product as uncharacterized. Lineage: Eukaryota; Viridiplantae; Streptophyta; Magnoliopsida; Ericales; Theaceae. Gene Ontology annotation, molecular function: DNA binding. The record is from RefSeq and is a predicted model, not a curated record. Gene Ontology annotation, biological process: DNA replication; DNA replication initiation. Gene Ontology annotation, cellular component: alpha DNA polymerase:primase complex.
CUCGAAAACAACCCAAACAAGGCCAUACAAUUUCCCACAUAUAUAUAUAUAUAUAGCUAAAUUUCCCGCCAUUGUUUGUUUCGGUAGUUCAUUCCGUCCUCUCGGCAAACCCUAGAUCGCCAUGGAAGAGGAAAUCAAAGCAGAGUUCAAGAAGAACGGUUUCAAUCUCGACGAAGAAGAAGAGAUUUUGAAGAAAUGUCUCACUUUCUGCAUACAAUACAAGCUCAGUCCCGCCGAUCUUGUUUCGAGCUGGGACGUUUACUCUCUCAACAGGCAACUGGAAUUGACAGUGCAAAAUGCUCACAUGGAUGCAUUCUUGCUGCAACUACAAAACGAGCAGAAGGAAGCAAUUAUCAAAAAAGAGUCCGGUUUGCAUUUGUACUCCAAUGAUGUCGCAAUGCUAUUGAGUGAUGAACAUGAAGAUACAAAAGAGGGUUUUCUUGGCACUCCAACAGAUAGAUCCGAUACACUUGGUGCAGAACCAUUUGAUUCGAUACACAAAAUUAAUGGGGAGACUUUCUCUUCUAUAAAGCCUUUAGAAUCUGUGACGCCCUUUGGCCAAAGAAAGAGUAAGUUUGUGGUGCAAUCCACUCUCAAUGACCUGCCUAAUGUAGAAAACGUAAAAAAAGAGCAUGAUCAUCAGAUUUCAGAGGAUGACAUCAUAAAGAGGGUACAACCCAGCUCAAGGUGCUCCUUAGUUAUCCAUGGCUCCCAGCCUGAACCAGGUUGCAGGUUCAUGUAUGACAAGAUUGAAGACAAGUUCAAUUUUCUCGAAAAUCGCAUUAGAAAGCAUGCAACAGCACUUGUUGCUUCUGGUCUGUUUGAGGAACCGAUUGACCCUACAGUUGCUUCACAGAAAAGUGUAUUUGCAGUUGGCAUGAUCUGCUGUGAAGAAGAAGGCCGUUUGAAGGAGAAGCCUGUCUUGCUGCAAAGCAGUGUUGAGCAUUCUGGAGGGCAACGCGUGCGUCUUGACUUACAAAAAUUGAGCCAAUUUUCAAUUUUUCCUGGUCAAGUUGUGGGUGUUGAAGGGCACAAUCCUAGUGGACAUUGUCUGACUGCAUCAAAAAUUAUUGAUUAUACUCCCUGGUCGGGUUCUGCCGAUGAGAAUCCUCAUCCUACAAAGAAACAAGUUGUUGAUCAGGAGUUUCAAUUAACUGAUCCAUCUCAUGUGCUGGCAGAGCUGUCAAUGAUUAUUGCAGCAGGUCCUUUUACCACAACUGACAACUUGUUCUUUGAACCUCUAACUGAGCUGCUAGCAUAUGCACGUAGAAAGCAGCCUCAGUUGCUUUUAUUGCUGGGACCAUUUAUUGAUUCUGAACAUCCAGAGAUUAAGAAAGGAGCAGUAAACAGGACCUUUGACGAAAUAUUUCGUCUUGAAAUCCUUGGAAGGCUUCAAGAUUAUGUGGAAUAUAUGGGCUCCGCUGCACGUGUGAUUCUCGUGCCAUCUAUACGGGACGCAAAUCAUGACUUUGUUUUCCCUCAGCCUGCUUUUGAUAUUCAGCAAGCCGAUCUCAAACAUCAGAUAACCAGUCUUACAAAUCCAGGGAUUUUCAGUGCAAAUGAGGUCAGGCUAGGUUGCUGUACUGUGGAUAUUCUCAGGCAACUUAGCGGAGAGGAGAUCUCACGGAAUCCAUCUGGGGGAUCCAAGCAGCGCAUGAAUAGACUUGCAAAUCAUCUACUUAGCCAGCGCAGUUUCUAUCCUCUAUACCCACCAAUGGAAGAUACUCCCGUGGAUUUUUCUCUCGCUCCAGAGGCUCUUCAGAUCCCUUGUAAUCCAGAUGUCCUAAUCCUAUCCUCUGACUUGGCUCAUUUCGUGAAGGUGUUGUCAAUUGGGGAUAAAAAUGACGGGGAAGAGCAAGCGAAGUGCAUUUGUGUUAAUCCGGGAAGACUGGCUAGGGGCGAAGGAGCGGGUUUCUUUGUGGAGCUUAACUACGGGGGAAGCCCUGAUUCAACCAGUGCUUCAGUUAUAAGCAUAUAGACCUUAAACUACCGCAUGUAGUGAUUCAACAAGUGCUUCAAAAAAAAGUAAACCCUAAACUUAUAGAGCUUGCAGUUGCAGAUGAUAUCAGUUUGUUUGGAAGCAAAAGUGGACACCAAAUUCUAAUGGAGGAGCUUAGCACCAUGAAGACUGUUUAUGGAGUGCUGUCAUGUAGUACUAGUUUCACAUCACAAUUAAGGUGAUGUUACUAACAUGAUGUUCUAUUAAUGUAUUUAAACUUAAUUCUUAUUAUUGUCUUUUCAAGGUGGCAA